Molecule: messenger RNA, 5791 nt
Organism: Cuscuta epithymum
Lineage: Eukaryota; Viridiplantae; Streptophyta; Magnoliopsida; Solanales; Convolvulaceae
Source: the annotation of a GenBank genome assembly
ACCACCUCAAUUUCGUGUAAGAACCGUCGAUCAAAAAAUCCAAAAAAUCUUUUAUAGUCCGUAACUUCUCUGAAUUCAAUCGCCUUCUCCGACUCCCAAUUAGGAGUUGUUUCUGCGGAAGUACACGAUUCCAAUCUUCCAUGAAGACAUGGAUAAGCUCUCUAUCUCUCUCUUUCUAAUAUGUUCAUUGGUGCAAGUAAAGCUCUCUCCAGCUCUCUCCGAUUCAAAAAAAUGGCAGCCUACCCUCCUGUUCUGAAAAACAUGAGCCGUUAACUCGGACAGCUCCCACUGUGCACCUUCUGAUUACACCAGUUACUUGAAAAAAGCUUCAGGCAACUAUAUGCCCAUUUCGGGACUGAUUAACUCAUGGUUGGUACGGAUUAUUUAGUUGAAAUUACUGACUGGAAAGAAUAAAGAUACAUUGUCUCUUUCUUUGGGCUUCGGUUGUAUUGACUUUCACCAUUAAUGAAAGUUUUGAGUUAUUUUUUGAAUUCUAUUCCAUCUUUUCUAUAAAUUUCUACAUACCUUUGAGAGUUCUAUCAACGUUUUAUUCCUUCCGUCAAAAACAAUUCCAGAGAGGUACAGAAAAACAGAGAUCAUCAUUUGCAUACUACAAAUGAACAAACAUCUAGAGAUAGAGAUGGAGAUAUAUAUGAUAGAGAUGAACAAACACUUGUGAAGAAAGCUAUCGAUGAGAAAAUUAGGUUCAUACAACUUCAAAAAUGUCUCCCCCAGAAAGGUCACACUUUGAGACUGUUGGGCAUGUUAAACGUGGUCAAAAAAAUGGAGAUCAUCUUUUGCUCCGAGAGGAUACUUUAGAUGAACAGACAUCUGGAGAUAUAGAUGGAGAUAGAGAUGAACAAACACUUGAGAAGAAUGUUAUCCAUGAGAAGAAAACUAUCCCUGAGAAGAUGAUGCGAUCGUACCUAGAGUAUUUCCACAAAAUAGGAUUUACAGAAUCCCGUCACACUUAAGGAAUUGAACUUUUAACAUUCUUAAGUUGGAAAAAGAAUCUGGAAUUUUCAACAUGAGUUAUUUUGAACAUCUAAUAGAAUCAGGUGAUUGGGAAGAUGCAACACAUUCCGUAUCAGCAUUUGUUGAUAAAAGUUGUGGAAUCUUGGACGAAAUUUAGACACAGAGUUCCCUGCAAGUAGCAAUGGUAUCCGUGCUAAAAGCGGGCAAGAAAUUAGAAAUUGGAGAUAGAGAGUCUGUUAAGUGUGAAAUAAUUGAUGAAGUAAAGAAGCUUACAAUGACAGCCUUCUAAAUCCCAGAAAAGUUGAACUUCCCAGAGGAUUCAUAUUUAUGGAGACUUUUUAGUCAAAGCCAUUGUGAUCCUGGCCUAGAUUAAUUUGAUGCCAGUGAGUGCUUCUGAAGAUGGACAUGCCAUUCAUCCUCACCAAUUACCUACUCAUGUUGGUGGUAAGAAAAGAUGAUUAUUUAUUAUGACAAACUCCUUGGUGUCGACAUGACAAACAGAGUGUGCGAAGGAAUAUAUGAUGGUCGUAAAGUUGCUAUGAAAUGCCUAUUUCUGACAAAGGGAGCUGAUACUAAUCCAAUAGAUAAGGUUGAAAUUAAUACAAAAGAGGUGCAAAGUCUAGUGGAAGCUGGUGCUGAUUCACAUGAAAAUGUAGUGACGUGCUAUGGAAUAGAAGCAGAUGCGGAAUAUAUCUACGUUGCUCUCGAUCUAUGUUCGUGUACAUUGGAUGAGGUGAUCACGAUAAAAAAAUGCAGAAAUUGACACGGCCAAGCUGAUGAUGAAAGAUUAUUAUCCUUCCAGUUGGGCAUUAUGAGGUUUGUUAUUUUUAAUUAUUUAUUUUUAUAUUUUUCUAACACAAUAAACUAAAAUGUUUCUCUACUGUCACUUGCAGAGACAUUAUUUGCGGAUUAGGUCAUUUACACAAACUUCGGUAUAUACAUAAGGACCUAAAUCCAAAUAAUAUUCUUAUAAAACAAGAUGACCAUUUGUGUGCGAAAAUUUCUGAUAUGGGUAUGGCGAAGUGGUACGUGUAGGUCCAUCUUCUGAAACGAAUAGUAUAAAGUCUUGUGUUGAGUUAUCUCUUUCUCCCAAUAAGUUUAUUUCUAUAUCAACUACAUUAAUUAUGCUUUAAUAAUUAAUUAUUUCUUGUAACAAAUAGGCGGAUUAAAAUAAAGUCAAAUUUACUUACAACAGAAUGUCUAAGUAUUGAAUUUUUAUACACGCAAAUUUCCAUUUAUAAGUGAAAUCAAAUUCAUUGUUGUAAUUGUGCUACUGAUUUGUUGUCAAUUAACAUCUUUGUUUCUUAUAAAAAAUAUAGGGUUUAAUGCAUCAAACCCCUCUGUGAUAUGGAAAUUUGGUGCAUUAUCCUUUUGUGAUUUACGAAAUGCGUCAAACCCCCUUGCGUUUUAAUUAAUUAUGCGCCAAAUCUCUUCUGUGAACAAAUUCAAUUGUCAAAUAAAAGAAAAAUGAUUAACAUUUUUGUUUGAUUGAGAGAUUUUGACAUAUUUACUUGCAUAUUCAAUCAAAAUAUUAGGAAAAGUGAUUUCCAAAUCGUUAAAUUUAUUCAUAAAAGAGGUUCUGUGCAUGAUUAAUCUAAACACAAGGGGGUUUGACGUAUUUUUCAAAUCAUAGAGGGCUAAUGCGUUGAUUUUUUAUAUCACGAGGGGGUUUGGUGCGUUACAUGUGUAGCUUUUAAUUAUUAUAUUAUAUUGUUUAUGUAGCUGAUGGACAAAGUGGAAUCGUAAUUUAUAAGACUCUUGGGCAAAUACUUGUAAGUGAUCGUAUUUCACCUGCUGCUGAUAUGAUUAGUAUAAGUUGCAUCCUUUUUUUCCUGCAUAACUAAUUAAAGGGCAAGCAUGCUUUCGUGGAUUUUGUGUGGAACAAAAGUACAUUGGGAAAUGAUAAAGCUAAUUUCUAUGAUAUCCCAUGACUUCCCUGAAGCAUAUGAAUUUGGACGACUCUUAAAUCCAGAAGCAGUUUACAGGUAAUAUCUUUUUGUCGUAUCUUUUUUUUUUCUUUUUCUUUUCUUUUUUUUGUUUAAAUUAUAGUUUUUAUUAUAACGUUAGACCUACUAUUGAAGAAGUUAAAAAUCAACCUUUUCUUGUGGGAGUCUAGCACUCGAAUCCAAUUUUUUAAAUAUACUUCUGAUAAGUUUAAAUCUGAGAAGAAGAAUACCAACUUGGAAGGAAGGACAUCUAAACUGCUUGGUAUGUUAGAAAGUAUCAAGAAUAAUGUAUUUGAGAGACGCUGGGACAACAAGUUGGAUUCUCCCUUUGUGAACUACAUUAAAGGAGUGUUUGCGGUUGCUUAAAAAAAGUGCUUUUCAGCUUUUGACUUUAAAAAAAGCUAAAAAGAGUGUUUUCAAAUGACAGCUUCUGCUUAAAUUAAUCACUUAAAAGCUAAAAGCUGGAAGCAGGUGGAAGGGUGCUUUAAACUGCUUUUCACUUUUUCUAUUACACAAAAAGUACUUAUUUUACCAAACACUACCAACUUUUACUUUUUCAGAAUCACUUUUUUCUCAAACACUACCAACUUUUACUAUUAAUCACUUUUCCCAAAAUCACUUUAAAAAAUCACUUUUUUAAAGUUGAAGCAAUUGCAAACACUCCCUAACUCUGGUGUGCAUAUGUGCUAUGACUAUGAGAAAAUGUACGACUUGUUAAGCUUAAUAAGAAACAUGUCGCAUCACUAGAGGGAACUUCUAAAAGCUGUUAGAAAUUUGAUGUCACAAACGGUGAUUCUAAGAAUCAAAGAAUACUUUUCAACGAAAUUUACAAGAUAAUUUGUAAUUCUUGUCCAUAUGAUAUUGGAUUAUGACAAUACGUUUCUAGAAAUUCAUUUGAGUAAUUAGUUCGUUUUUUUGUGUCUCUUGUCAAACAUAGGCAACUUCUCGUUUACUAGUAAAAGUAUUAAACGUAUAUUGGCGUAAGCCAACUUGUUUUGAUAGAGACACAAAAAGCCAACUAAUUACUCAAAUGAAUUUCCCGAAAUGUAUUGUCGAAAUCCAACAUCAUCUGGACAAAAUUUACAAAUUGUCUUGUAAACUUCAAAUAGAAGAUUUCAAAAUUUUGUUGUAAAGUAUUAUUCGAUUCCUAGAAUCACUGAUUGUGACAUCAAAUUUCUAACAUCUUCUGAAAGUUCCCUUGGUGAUGCAACUUGUUUCUUAUUAACCUUAAAAUGUCGUACACUUUCUCAUAGUCAUAACGCACAUGCACGCCAGAGUUGAUGUAGUACACAAAGGGAGAAUCCAACUUAUUGUCCCAACGUUUUCCAAAUACAUUAAUCUUAAUACUUUCCAACAUACCAAGCAGUUCACGUGUUUCCAAGUCAGUUUCUUCUCAGAUUCAAACUUGUCAGAAACAGCUUUAAAAAAUUGGAUCCGAGUGCUAGACUCCCACAAGAAAGACUGAUUUUUAACUUCUUCAAUAGUAAGCCUAGCAUUAUAAUAAAAACUAUAAUUUAAACAAAUAAGAAAAAGAAAAAAAGAAAGAAAUGUACGACAAAAAGAUAUUACCUGUGAAUUGCUUCUGGACUUGAGAGUCGUCCACUUAUAUCAUAUGCUUCAGGGAAGCCAUCCGAUAUAUCAUUAAGAGAUUAGCUUUAUCAUUUCCCAAUAUAUUCUCUUCACACGCAGAAUCCACGAAAGGAUGCUUAAUCUUAGUUAUGCAGAAAAAAAAGAUGCAACCUAAGUUCAACAUAUCAGCAACAUGUGAAAUACGAUCAUUUCCAAGUAUUUGCUCAGGAGCCUUAAAAAUUACGAUACCACUUUGUCCACCAGUUACAUAAACAAUAUAAUAUAAUAAUUAAAAACUACACACGAUAUAUAUUUUCUGGUAAGAAACUACGAUGUUAAUUGAUAACAAAUUAGUAGCACAAUUACAACAACAAUGGAUUUGAUUUCACUUAUCAAUGAAAAUUUAUGUGUAUAAAAUUCAAUACUUAGACAUUCUGUUGUAAGUAAAUUUGACUUUAUUUUAAUCCACUUAUUUGUUACAAGAAAUAAUUAAUCAUCAAACCACAAUUAAUGUAGUCGCUUGACAUACCCAUAUCAGAAACUUUAGCAAACCAAUGGUCAUCUUCUUAUUUUAUAAGAAUGUUUUUUUGGAUUUAGGUUCCUAUGUAUAUACCCAAUUUGUGUGAAUGACCUAAUCCACAAAUAAUUUCUCCGCAAGUGACAAUAUAGAAACAUGUUAGUUUACUGUGUUCGAAAAAUGAAAAAUAAAUAAUUAAAAAAAAACCUCAUAAUGCCCAACAAUGUACUAGAACGAUAAUAUUCUUUCUUCCUCAGCUUGGCCGUGUCAAUUCCUACAUUUUUCUUCCCGUGAUCAACUCAUCCAAUGUACACAAACAUAGCUUCAGAGCAAUGCAGAUAUAUUUUGCAUCCAUAUGUCCCUUCACCUACUUUCUCAAGCUUCUCGAAAGAUUCCAUCGCCGACAUCCCUGAUCCGAGAGAUUUCAUGCUGCCGUCAACAGUCAUCACCGCAGCAGCACUGCCGUCAUACUUCUCCAUCUUCGAUAUCUAUAUCUCAGAUUCUUUCCCUAAUCUCUCCACCAAGUUCUCGAGUGUUUGGUAAAAUAUUUAGAUGUUCUUUUCUUUCUUAAAGAAUAGCUUUCUCAAAGUUAGAAGUUUUUUAAUAGUUUAUUUUGUUUUUAUCUAUGCUGAGUAAGUCUCUUUUACUAUAUAAACAAAAUAGUAUUAUACCUGGCGAUGCACGGGAAAUAUAUUUCUCGAAAAAAAGUAUGUAAAUGAUACAAGUAAUACAUGUAAGUUAAUAAUUUCUUACAUAAGAAUUCAAUUUUUGGAAUUUGAUAAUA